CGAACUUCGAGUGAAGAUGUCUUUUCCGGCUCAAAGUCAUUCCGCCGCCUUCCGACACAGCCUCGAAAAACCGACGAGGUCUCUGUAUGCAAAAGUCGGCAGCUAAAUUCCAAGCAUGCAACUGCGCUGAAUGUCAUGGUUCCACUGGACGUCUCGUGCAUGCGUCAGUGCUAUUGAAUUAUGGGAAAUGUAUUCAUACCCUACUUAUCGCGGUGUAUCGCCUCUAACCAAAUACUUUUAUUUAUUUAUUUUCGUUUAUCUACGAGUAUUAUUUAAGGGGAAACCUUUAAGUAACAAUACGUUUAUUCCGUAAAAAAAAAAAUCAUACGGCAUAUUGUAACGUUCACGACGAUAGCAAGCCACAAAUCCGUCAUUGCUUUGUGUACGCGUGUGUGUAGUUCACCCUGCGCCCGUUAGAGGGAAGUCUAAAACCAUCUCCAUGGCAAUUUUAAAACUGGUUGUAAACACAAAGAGUAGCUACUGUGCAAGGAGCGAGCUACAGCUACAAGUUAAACCCUCUAACAACAUGGAGAAAAUAGAUCUCGAUCAAUCCGCUUUAAAAGCAGUUGAUGACUACUGGGAAUACAGAAGGAUUGUGGGUGAUGAUGAUGGAGAAAAGCUCUUCACUCCAGAGCAAUAUGAGGAAUACAGGAAGAAGAUGUUUUCUCAGCGACUUAAAAACCGGUUAUAUGUGAGCUAUGGAGUGCCUGGGGGUAUUGACUGUAAGCUGAUUGGCCCAGAAACACAGUGCUUCUGUGCACAUAGGUACAAGCAACAUAAAACAGACUGGGAAGUGGUUCCCUCUGAGCGACCCCUGGCCUUACCAUGCAGAGUCAAGGGAUGCUGCUGCCCUGCCUACGAGUACGUUCCUCGGCUUGGACCAAACCCCGUGCGCUGCAGGUGUAAACAUUUACCUCAACAUCACAGUGAAGGAGCAGGCCACUCGUGCAAGUCUUGCAGUUCCUGUUCUGGAUUCCAGAGUCCCUACACCUGUGGGUGUGGCCAGCCCAGCUCUGAACACCAGACUCUGGUUGAGACAAAACUGGAGAGGGAGGCACGGGGUCAGCCUGUGGGCAGGGAUGUCCCUUAUGCUGCCAUGGGUGGGCUGACAGGGUUCAGCUCCUUGAUUGAUGGUUACCUAGCUUUGGAAAUCAGUGGCUCAGACCAAGAAAGCCCUCAGCAGAGCUGCUCGGCAUUAAAGACCAACCAAACAUCAGCUAAAGCAUCAAGGUUUGCUCUCUGUAAGAGAGGGACCAACAAACAAUAAAAUACAACAUCGGUUUGUGUGUAUCCAUAGGAUAAUGAAUAUGAAUAUGAAAAUAUGAAAGCUUUAAUUCAAGGGUUUAACAAAAGUCCUGCAUUGACUGAUUAAGAAUUACAGCCGUAUAACUAAAUGGGGGUGUGGCGAUUGUAUGUGGAUUGCAGGCAGCGAGUAAGCAUUGUAAGAAUUACAGCCAUUUUUAUACACUAUCCCCCAUUUACAGAGGCGUAAUUGGAUAAACCAGCAUAAUUUGAAAUAGGUUCUUUUUAAUACUUCUGUGAAAAUCCUGUGCAGUCAGUGACUGCCUGAAGUCUAGAACCCAUGGAGAUCAUCAAAUGCUCUUUUUCCUGCAUGAGAUGCUCAGCGACCUUCUGUUGCUGCUUUCGGGUGUAUGUGCUUUGAGUUUGGUCUUCAGAAAUGAUAAAACACACUCUGUUGGGCUCAGAUUGGAUGACUGGCUUAGUCAUUGAAGAAUAUCCCAUUUCUGUGCAUUGUGAAACUCUUCGGUUGCUCUUGCAGUAUUCUUUGGGUCAUUAUCCAUUUGCACUUUGACAUGGUGUUCAAGUUUUGCAGUAUUUGGCUGCAUCUGUGCACACAGUAUAGUCCUGUAGAAAGCUACUUUAAGCUGCAGUCUUAUUCACAAGAGGUCGCCACAGGGGUAGCUCGCAUGUUUGAUUUGGCAGAUUUUUUACCGUAGGUUGGCCUUCCUGAUGUAACCCCAAAGGGAUUUGUGUCUCCCCUUGGGAUCGAACCAGAGAUUUCCCGCUUAUUAGGUGAAUGUGUAAACCGCUUACUGCUAUAUUUAGAUUAAUGAAUCCACAGGCUAUGUUUGCAGCCUGCACUCUGCAUACAGUCACACCCCCAUUUCUCUGCAUAUACUAUGGCUGUAAUUCACAAUCAGUUGAUGCGCUACUUUUGUUAAACCCCCUGAAUUAAAAAUCGGAAACUUCGAAAAUCUGCACUUCAAUCACAUGUUGAUUGUUUGAUUUAAAAUCUACCAUGUGUGCAGAAGCAAGACUAAGGUUAAAAAAAAAUGUCAUUGGACUGCAACUGUACGCCUUUUUCAGAGUUGAAGAACAAGCAGCUUGGUUCAAAGUGAAAUCAUUUCAGCUUUCACUGAAAAGUAUGUCUUUGUCAGUGUCGUGACAAAGUGAUAUAAUCAGCUGUCAGCAAAAGCUGUGACUAAAUCCCACCAUGCAACUGAACAAUUACUGACAAUACAGUAUAUCGGUUCAGUCAAAGAGCUGAGUGGGGGAACCACUGGCAGCAUUAUUGCGAUGAUCCAGAUUUUGACACACUGUUUUUGUGAACUUUUAAGAAGACGAAACAAUGCUAUCAAGUAGAUGUUGUCUGUUUUAUAAUGCUGUUUGUGCUGCCAUGAUGCAUAAACCAAGGUCCUCUUUAUUUGGCGUCUCUGCUGAAACUCACAAGUGUUACUAUGAUGGUAAAAAUUAAGAUAUAAUAUAUAAUAAUGGAUUGCAUUUAUAUAGCUCUUUUCGAGACCCUCAAGGCGCUUUACAAUUCCACUAUUCAUUCACUCACUGGUGAAGGCAAGCUACAGUUGUAGCCACAGCUGCCCUGGGGCAGACUGACAGAAGCCAUCACCAGUAGACGGUAGGUGAAGUGCCUUGCCCAAGGACACAAUGACGGCAACCUUCCGAUUACAAGACAAACUCUUGAGCCACGAUCACCCUGAAUGCACUGCUCAUUCAGGAAGGUUGUGACCCAGGGUUUUGUUGCAUUGACAGAUGUCACUAAAAUGCAUCAUGUGCAAGUGUUCAUGAAGUUACUGUCCUGAAAAAAGGAAACGUGUGUGUGUGUAUCUGUGUGUAGUUCACCCUGCGCCAGUGUGCGUCUUUUUAAAACAUGGCUGUGCAGAACAAGCAGAUUGUGGGCUGCAAAUUUUAAUUUCAGUUACAGUUUAAGCUUCUUAUGAUUGUUAAAACAAGAUAAUCAAGAUAAGACAAUCAUUGGGCCACAUUCUGUCUUGCAUUAAUUCUCUCAUGUUUCCUCUCAUUUGUAGAUCCCAUUGCUUUUAUUUUGCCACAGACUCACUCCCCACCAUGAUGUGGAAAAGUGUAUUUGAUUUCAAAAUUAUUUAUUUAGUCAUCUUCAGUUGAAUUAUUAUUAAAGUUAUUUAAACUCAAAUUAAUCCAAAGGUCAACCUUUUUAAAGUAUAUAAGACUAUAAUUUUCCUAAAGUCUGUGUGUAAUUGUAUUAAACAACUGUGAUCUCAGCAGUGGCAAAAUAAGUGCUAUUAAGUUUUGUUUUGUUUUUUCCAUAAUCAAGCAGCCCUGGCAGCUUUCUCAAGAGCCACUCAUCAUCUACACGAGUGAGAGACUGAAGACAUUUGUAACAGCAAACCAAAGAUGAAAAAUACAAGACUAAAUUAAAACCUGCUCAGCUAUCAUUUUGAGUUUUACUCAAUCACUAUCAUAACAUUUUCUAAGAUUUGGAACCUGUUCACCAGCUAUCUUUUUUCCUAAACUUUUCCACCCAUCUAUCUUCUUCCAGUUAUCCUUAUUCAGGGUCCUGGGGGCCUAAAACCUAUGCCAGCUGUCAUAACAGGAAAGGAAAGAUGCACCCUGGACAGGUCGCUGAUCUAUCACAGGGCCACAAG
Molecule: messenger RNA, 3881 nt
Organism: Neolamprologus brichardi
Lineage: Eukaryota; Metazoa; Chordata; Actinopteri; Cichliformes; Cichlidae
Gene: fam221a
Product: family with sequence similarity 221 member A
Source: RefSeq, a predicted model, not a curated record